Lingula anatina is the source of this 811-nucleotide messenger RNA. Its product is annotated as putative thiopurine S-methyltransferase. NCBI's taxonomy places the organism in Eukaryota, Metazoa, Brachiopoda, Lingulata, Lingulida, Lingulidae. Gene Ontology annotation, molecular function: thiopurine S-methyltransferase activity. The record is from RefSeq and is a predicted model, not a curated record.
CACAGACUUUUUAGUGUAGCAAUAACAGGGGAUUCGACUUAUAAAUACAGAAGUAUCUUUUGAUACCAUUAAUUCUAUUUCGCUUACAAGAAGCAUGAGUGAGAACACUGAGCCUGGAAGAGAACUGGACGUGUGGAUGUCAAAAUGGGAAAAAGGACAAGCAGUCUGGCACAAAACCCAUGUUCAACCGCUGCUGGUGAAAAAUUUCGAUUUGCUCGUCGCUGGGAAGAGAAACGCUAAGGUCCUUGUUCCUUUGUGUGGGAAAAGCUUAGAUAUGAAAUGGCUUGCUGACCAGGGGCAUACUGUUGUUGGAGUCGAGGCAUCAGAACUCGCUGUCCAGGCUUUCUUCACAGAAAACGGUAUACAGCAUACAGUCACCGACGUCCCUGCUAUUGAUUUCAAGCUUUACCAGGACCCAGACAACAAAAUACGCAUCUAUGUGGGGGAUUUUUUUAAGUUCAGCAAAGAAAUGGAGGGUGAAUUUGACGGAAUUUGGGACAGAGCAGCACUAGGGUCCAUACAUUUAGAGGACCGUGAGCGCUACGUCAAACUUAUGGUAUCACUUAUGAGUGAAGAUUGUCAAUACCUGGCUGAGGCAUAUUAUUAUGAAGGCACAUGCACUAUGCAGAGAAUACCACCACCGCAUUCUACUCGUCCAGAUACCAUAUACAAGUUGUUUGAAUACACCUGUGAUGUGAAAAUGAUUGAGCACGUUGAUCUAAAACAGGUCGAUUUCAUCUGUUCCCCUCCUUUUAAGCCUGAAAUUGAUGUCCUGUUUCUUUAUUUGUACCUUUUCACAAAGAAGAAAUAA